AUGAGGUGUGUGAAUGAUGGUAUUCUAUUAAAAGAAUUUUGUGAGUUGGAUUUACCUAACAUAGAGAAUUGGUUUGAAAAAGACAGUAACAAUAAUAAACUGCUAAUUCAUGAGUUAAUAUCCAAAUAUUACAAUUAUAUCAAAUUCAAAUCGUAGUAGUUAAGAACUUCAUUCUCUUUGACAUUGUACAAAAAAGAAAAAUAUUUGCAUUUCAGUCAACUAUCUGUUGGGUAAACAUAAAAUGAAAUCAAUUUAAUUUUGCAAUUUGUUGAUAAAGCUUUUGAAGUCAUAGAAACUAAACGAAAUGGUCAUUUAAAAUAUAAACUUUGUUAAUAUGUCUUUCUAAUGAUCCUUAAUGAUCUAUUUAAAUAUUAUAGUUGCUCACUUGUAGCAUUUAAUGUUUUGAUCAAAAGGAUUGAUUAAUUAUAAUUAGAGGAUCUUCUUCAGAUGGCUGAAAUCACAAGAUUACUAUAUAAAUUUUGCAAUUAGUUCGACACAUUUAUUAAUUAAAAUAAAUUCAUAGCAGGAUUUGAAUAUUUUGAUGUAGAAUAUAAAAUAACUCCUGAUUUAGUUGAAUUGAUAGUCUAAUAUAUGAAUCUUUAUGAGCAAGCUUAAAAAGGAACACCUAGCUAGUCUAAAGAAAUUCAUUUUAACACAUAAAAAUCCAUAUAGGUUCUAGCAAAGAUAAUUUCACAAAGUCCAUUUAAGACAUAAAGUUAAGAAUCUUUUAUGGGUCAAGGCAAUGCAGAGUAGUAAUACAGCAAAUCGGUGAUGUAUUGUAAUCAAUUCAAACAUAAAUUUGAUGAAAUUAAAUUUCAAGAAUUUCAAAAUAAUUUUUCAUCGAAUUAUAUAACAAUACCAGAGUAUUAUAAAUAGAAUAAGGCCAUUCCAGAAUUCAAGGAGGAAGAUGAAGAGCUAGAUAUUCUAGCCAAAAUUGAAGAGUAUAAAAUGAAACUUCAAUGUGAUCAACAAAUACAUUUACUGUAUCCAGAAGCUUUCAAUGAAAAAAAGUUCUUAAAUUUUGAAAAUAUAUAUUAUUAAUGA
This is a messenger RNA of Paramecium tetraurelia, 1044 nucleotides long. RefSeq lists its product as uncharacterized. NCBI's taxonomy places the organism in Eukaryota, Ciliophora, Oligohymenophorea, Peniculida, Parameciidae. The record is from RefSeq and is a predicted model, not a curated record. The transcript has 4 exons.